This is a messenger RNA of Solanum tuberosum (potato), 2370 nucleotides long. RefSeq names its product protein transport protein SEC16B homolog. The record is from RefSeq and is a predicted model, not a curated record. The transcript is spliced from 6 exons. The coding region runs from base 879 to 1916 and encodes 345 amino acids. Gene Ontology annotation, cellular component: ER to Golgi transport vesicle membrane; endoplasmic reticulum exit site. Gene Ontology annotation, biological process: Golgi organization. NCBI's taxonomy places the organism in Eukaryota, Viridiplantae, Streptophyta, Magnoliopsida, Solanales, Solanaceae.
AACUCACUACAUUCAAACCUUAUGGUGGUCGUUUUCUUCAGACAGUAGAAGCUCCAGAAGCUGAGUCCUCGUCUUGUUGGUAAUGAUAAUGCUAAGAUCCGACGGCUUUGUUGAUAAUCUCUGACCCUUUCGGUUGUUGGUAGCCAAUUCGGCAGGAACACUUAGUUACUUUGGAUGACAUCUUCAGAAAGACCAAAGCCGCUCCCCGUAUCUAUUAUAUACGGCUGACUGAUGAAGAAGUUGCUAAAAAGCUUGCCAGUAGAGGAGAUGCUGAGAACUAGAGGUUUUAAGUGAACAAAGGACUUGUUAGAUAGAUGGAUUAUGGAGAGGUGUUGCGAUAUAAUACUGAUAACUGCUAGUUUGCCCUCAUAGAGAAGUUGCAGUCUUGAGGCUCACUAAGACCUUGCUCUCUUUUCUAUUUUCGUUGUUAAUGGUUACUGUAUUUUGCUUUGGGUUGAAGAAACAUAACAAAAUGUGCAGAGUCUACCUUCUUUUGAUAGUUGCAUAAAGAUGGCUUUGAAGCAGAGGUUGAGACAUUGGGGAAGAUUCGACACAAGAACAUUUUUAAGCUAUGGUGUUGUCUUACAACUAGGGAUUGCAAACUAUAUGCCUAAUAGAAGCAGCAAAAGUGGCCUUCUAGACUGGCCUAGGAGAUAUAAGAUAGCCAUGGAUGCAGCUGAGGGACUCUCUUACUUGCAUCAUGACUGUGCUCCACACAGAGAUGUUAAGUCAAAUAUCAUCUUGCCGGAUGGUGAGUUUGCUGACUUCGGUGUUGCAAACGCGGUCGAUGCCAAUGCGUCCAUGUCUGUUAUUGCAGGGUCUUGUGGUUACAUUGCUCCAGCACGGCUCAUCGUAUUGCUGGGGGCUUGCCACCACCCAUGCCAACAAGUGGUAGUUCACAAGGGAAUGAACAUCAUCAUCAGUUUGUGUCGCCUAGAGUCUCAAGUAGUCAAUCCACCAUGGCAAUGUCAUCACUGAUCCCCUCAGAGCCAAGUAGUGAAUGGGCAGCUGAUAGCAGUAGAAUGACGAUGCACAAUAGAAGUGUUUCAGAGCCUGACAUUGGGAGAACUCCAAGACAGGUUGACUCAUCAAAGGACACAAGCUCAAGUAACACAGGAAGCCAUGCAUCAGGAACUGGAGGUAUAUCACGCUUUCGUUGCUUUGGCUUUGGCUCCCAGCUUCUCCAGAAAACUGUUGGAUUAGUACUCAAACCCCGUCAAGGCCGUCAGGCAAAAUUGGGUGAUUCGAAUAAAUUUUAUUAUGAUGAAAAACUUGAAAGAUGGGUAGAGGAAGGUGCUGAACUUCCUGCUUCAGAACCACCCCUUGCACCUCCACCAACUGCUCCUGCUUUCCUGAAUGGAGCGCCCGAUUAUAAUGUGAAAAGUGUAUUGAAAAGUGAAAGUCCUAUAUGCAACAAUGGAUUUCCGGAAAUGAAGAGUCCAACUUCUUCUGAUAAUGGUGCUGGAAUUCCACCUCUUCCACCUACCUCCAACCAAUUCUCUGCUCGUGGUCAUAUGGGUGUUCAUUCAAGGUAUGUUGACACAUUCAAUAAAGGUGGUGGUAACCCAACUAAUCUAUUCCAGUUACCUUCUGUUCCUUCCAUAAAGCCUGCUACUGCUGGCAAUGCCAAGUUUUUUGUUCCCGCCCGAUGUCCCCUGUUGAAGAGACAGGGAACAGUACUUCCAAUGAGCAAGAAACUUCAAGUAAUAGCGAGAGUGAUUCAGUUUCUGCUGUUAAUGGAUCGACCCAUUUUCCUGCACCAACAUCGAGCGCUGUGCCUAUCCAAAGAUUUGCAAGCAUGGACAACCUCUCCAAUAAAGGAGCUGUUGCUAGCUCUCUAUCAGCUAACUCCCGGCAAACUGCAUCAUGGAGUGGCAGCUUUCCUGAUGCUUUUUCCCCAAAUAAAUCUGAAAUAAAACCACUGGGCUCUAGAUUGAGUAUGCCUCCGUCGUCAUUCAUGCCUAGUAAUGUUAAUUCGAUGCAUUCCUCAACGAAUGGUGGCAGUCUCAGUGAUGACCUUCAUGAAGUAGACCUGUGACGCAACAAGAUGUAUAUACCAAGUUUUGCUCGUCGUCAUGGUAUCCUGCUCGGAAUCUCUUCACUUUGGUGGUAAACAGUGAAGUGUGCGGUCAAUGAAGAUGGAAAAUCCUUUCCUGUCUUCUCACACCACAAAUAUACCCCCCCUAUUCUCUUUUUUUGUUUAGCUACUUUUUGUAAGAUCAGUUGUAUGUUGAAAGCAAAUGCUUAUUUAGAUGUAGGGAUAUAGGUUUUUAUUUCUUUUAUCCCUGUUAACACCUGCUGUUUCAGAAAUUUGUUAUUAUAAACACAAGCAAAGUCGUCUAGAGAUACAUUGUACAGUUGAAAUAUUCA